Medicago truncatula (barrel medic) is the source of this 1310-nucleotide messenger RNA. Its product is annotated as ethylene-responsive transcription factor-like protein At4g13040. Gene Ontology annotation, biological process: regulation of DNA-templated transcription. Lineage: Eukaryota; Viridiplantae; Streptophyta; Magnoliopsida; Fabales; Fabaceae. The transcript has 7 exons. The coding region runs from base 402 to 1133 and encodes 243 amino acids. Gene Ontology annotation, molecular function: DNA-binding transcription factor activity; DNA binding. The record is from RefSeq and is a predicted model, not a curated record.
UCCACAUAUCUCUCAAUCACCUAACCCUUUUCCUUUUCCUUUUCCUUUUCCUUCUAAGAAGAGAAGAGAGGGUAUCAUUGACAUUGAACUUUUCAACCAAACCAACCACCGUCACAAAUUCACAACACAACACAACACCAACGUUGUCACACUCACUCUUCCACAUUAACAUACACGAGAAAAUUCACAAAGCGUAGUUGUUUAGAUACAUUGUUUCCAACCUCACAUACAUAACACAAACAUUUAUGUGUACAAAUACUUCAUCUUAAGAUACAAACAGCAAUGGUUUAUCCAAGGUUUUGUCAUAUUCAGUGUUAGGUACUCUACCUUUUGAAUUGAAGGCAAGUUAGUAUCAUUCAUAAGUAAACUACUUUUGCUUGGAUAAUCGACUUGAAGUAACAAUGGUAAGCUUGAGAAGGCGCAGACUUUUAGGACUAUGCUCAGGAAACAAUUCAUUUGUUACUCCACUUCCUCUAUACUGUGAGAAUCUAGCUCGUUAUGAAAUUUCAAGUCAGAAUGCUAAUCCUAAGAGCGAACAAUCUAUGGUUUUGGAUAUCACAAGUGUCCGGGACAGUGUAGGAACACAGGACUCCCAGAACACCGCUGUAAAAGAUGAAUCAGGGUCAUCAGAUGUGUCUGGUUCUAACCUGUCUAAAGAGCAACCUAGUCAACAAAGCAUAGGUCCUCCUGUUAAACGUAGAAAGCGACAUUCUAGAAAACCUAGAGAGAAUCAGGAACCAUGCGUAAUGAGAGGGGUGUAUUUCAAAAAUAUGAAAUGGCAGGCAGCGAUAAAAGUGGACAAGAAGCAGAUCCACCUAGGAACUGUUGCGUCGCAGGAAGAAGCUGCCCGAUUGUAUGACAGGGCUGCUUUUAUGUGUGGGAGGGAGCCCAAUUUUGAGCUUUCUGAAGAAGAAAAGCUUGAAUUGAGCAAGUUCAAAUGGGAAGAAUUCUUGGCCGUGACUCGGCAGUCAAUAACCUGUAAAAAACACAAGAAAAGUCAUAGUCCGGGACCGGUUAAUAUGGUCGACGAGCCUUCAAUUCACAGAGGUGAUUGUGACAGUAAGCAAGGAGUUACUGACUUCCCUGUCAACGGUGAACCGGAGCAAGAAACAACAGUCUCUAGAAAUAUAUGAUUCAAUAAUGGAACUUGAGGAUGAAACCUCCAGUUCUAAACAGUUCAUUCUUUGCUACCUGAUCCAUUUUCUAUUAUACUAUUCUUCACUGAAUCAAAAUGCUACAGCUUAAACCAAUAAGUCGUAUAUAGAAUAUAACCAUUUGCAGUUAAAAUCAAGUGUUUGAUUUCUAUUAUA